Molecule: messenger RNA, 2615 nt
Organism: Klebsormidium nitens
Lineage: Eukaryota; Viridiplantae; Streptophyta; Klebsormidiophyceae; Klebsormidiales; Klebsormidiaceae
Source: the annotation of a GenBank genome assembly
CCCCUCCCGAUUGCGCAGAAAAAUCUGGAGGCUUGCCAGCCUGCUGAUGCCGUGUCAGAGGAAAAGCUUCCAUGUUCGCCAACGCCAGGAACAUUCAAGAGCGAGCUGGCAAGAGGGGAACUGCCUUGGUGAACGCCAUUGGGAAGGAAAGGAACGUGCUUUUGAUCUCAGGGCGAAACAUUCUCAGCGACCGCAAAGGAGCAGCAGGCCGGCAGUCCAAGAGUAAAAGCUGAUUAUACUUCGUGCUGUGUGCGAACCCUAGUUUGCUUUCCGUAGACUUGGGGAUGCUGCUAAGGGGCUGUGGGAAGGAAGUGAUGUGGAUCUAAAUCCUAAUCGGGAUCUUGUUCUCUGUAACGAUGUGUCUGUAAGCGGAGGCAAAGUGCGCUUCAUCGGGAGCUAUGGCCCAAGGAAUUGCUUGGUCAGUAGCUUAGGCAAACCAGAUGGUCCGGUAAACUCCAAAAAGGUUAUCACUGAGGGCCGCAAUGGCCUUGUCUGUGAUCUAGAGCUUCCUAGUGGGAAAAGACGGUUUGUAGAAUGAGCUGCAGGGGACCCUCGGAGACGGGGCUCCCUCCCCAUAAGCCCAAGUGCCUCUAUGAGGUCUUGGGGCUGUCCAAAAAUGCGUCGGUGCACGAUAUUAGGGUUGCCUACAAGACCCUUGCAAAGAAGUGGCAUCCUGAUCGGUGUCAGGCGAAGGAGAGGGUGGAGCUGGCCAAGCAGAAAUUUCAGAGAAUUAGCGAGGCAUAUGCAGUCUUGGUGGAUCCCAAGAAAAGAGAGAAGUAUGACAGGGGGGAGCUGGACCACAACAAGGAACCCAUCGACGUUGAGGAGUUCCUGAACGAGCUGCGCACCCUCAUGCUGAUGCACGGCAAGACGUUCCCCGAGGGCAUUAAAGCGUCGACGAUCCACAACAUCCCGGGCACAAACGUCCCCGACUUCAACGAGAUUCGGACGAAGCUGAUGGCAGACCCUGUGCUUCAGGCACAGCACAGAAGGGAGUUGGAGCUAGAGGCACAGCAGGGGUUGCAGGGAAAUGGAUGUGGAUUCAUGCCGGUGGCGAAUGCGGGGGGGGCGAUGCAGAGUUUGGGGGGGCAGGAAGAUGUGGAAAUGGAGGCGGUUCCAGCUGGGGGGGGGGCAGUGGAUCAUUGGGACGCGUUCAUGGAGGACUCUGUGGAAGUGCUCGGCAAAAACUGGUUCCGUUGCACUCUGUGCACUGGGCCUCGCGUCCCGGUGGUCGUGUACCCGUGCCGGAAGAUGAUGCGCACGCACUUUGAGCAGGAGCACCUCUGCGACUUCCUCUCCUUUGUAGCGGAGGUAUUCCCCGAGGAGGGCGGUACCGACCCGUGCGAGGAGUUCAAGAAGAUGCUGGACGGCAUGAACGUGAGCGAGAACGACUGGAAGGUGUGCCAAAUGAUCGACCAGAGCGCCCGGCAAGCGCCGCCGCCCCACCGCCCCAACGGUUACACCCACGGCACGCACGGCCCGGGGCGGAUGCAGGCUUCUCCCCAAGUUCCGUACAGCCUCUCAUUUACGGACCUAGCGGGCAUCGACGCGUCGCCGCCGGUCCCGCUCAUGCAGCGCACGUUCACCAUGCAACGCUCCAUGCCCAACCCCCCCACCGAGUCGCUCUGCCCCGACUGGAUGGGCCAGGUACUCCAGCAGGCGGGGGGGUUGGGCCAAUGGGACUCCGCCACGUCAUCGUCGUCGUCCCCGUCGUCGUCCUUCUACCCGAGCCCGGGCGCGCAGGACGUGGGUUUCGGGGGGGGCUUCGCAGGUUUUACGAUGGGGGGUGAGUUCGGAGGGUUUCCGAACGGGGGGGCUGCAGCGAGCGGGGGGAAUGCUGGCGGGCGACCUCCUUUGAGCGGGGGGGCCGCGGUAAAGGGGGGAAAGUCGUCGGGGUCGUCGUGUAUACUAAGCCGCAAGUGGGGCAAGCGGUAAGGAGUUGUGUCAACAGGGGGUAAAGGGGAGGAGGGCGACUGUGAUUUGGCGGGUUACAUCUGUGGGCAGGAGCGGCAAGUUUGAGCGGCAAGUUUGACGGCGUCAUAGCAGGCAGUUGUCAGUUUUGGAACGGGAAGCCAUCUCGUGGGAAAAGCAUGUGCGGUGCGAUCUCAGCUUCGAGGAGUCGCAGGCAGGACUGUGAUGUUGCAUGCAGUCCUCGUCAAAUGAGUGGACAGCUCGAUGCGGGUCACCAAGUCGGAACCUCCAACUCUUACAGCGUAUCUUAUCGAACAAGGCGCGGCUCUUGUGAUUGCCUCCCGAGAACCGGGUCUCAUCUGUCUAGAAAUUGGACGAUUUGGAAUCUGAUAUCUAGCGUAGCAUGGAGAUUGUGGAUACUUUACCUUGUAUUCGAUUAGCAAGCGCGGCCUAGGUUUAGUAGGUAUGGAGAGUCGGACCUGACAAGUCUGUGGUCAAAGUGCUUCCCAGCGUAUGUACAAUAGAUACUAAGCUCACACCAUUGGAACAUGAGACACCUUAAUCGAGUUGGGUUUGUCUGCAAGUCCACAAUGAGUUAUCACUCAGCUCAACCGCGUGCUCUUUUCACAGCUCAGCUCCAUCCCAGCGCGUCUGGAGUGCUCAACCCGAGGGCCGUCUCCAAGUGCCACCAACUGAUUUGCAUA